CUGCCCGCCUCGGCCCGCCAUGCGCCCGCCGGCCCCGGCCGCGCUGGGGCUGCUGCUGCUGGUGCUGCUGCUGCCGCCGCCACCUGGUGAGGCCGCCAAGAAGGCGACGCCCUGCAAGCGCUGCCGGGAGCUGGUGGACAAGUUCAACCAGGGAAUGGUGGACACUGCAAAGAAGAACUUUGGCGGUGGGAACACGGCUUGGGAGGAAAAGUCACUGUCCAAGUAUGAAUUCAGUGAGGUCCGCCUGCUGGAGAUCACGGAGAGCCUGUGCGGGAGCAGCGACUUCGAGUGCCACAGUCUGCUGGAGGAGCACGAGGAGCGCCUGGAGGCCUGGUGGCUGCGGCUGUGAGCGCCCCCACCCCCACCCCCACCCUGUC
This is a messenger RNA of Ailuropoda melanoleuca (giant panda), 377 nucleotides long. Its product is annotated as protein disulfide isomerase CRELD2-like. The record is from RefSeq and is a predicted model, not a curated record. The transcript is spliced from 3 exons. NCBI's taxonomy places the organism in Eukaryota, Metazoa, Chordata, Mammalia, Carnivora, Ursidae. The coding region runs from base 20 to 349 and encodes 109 amino acids.